GAUAUUAAAUAAAUUAUUUAUUUGAAAUGGUAAAGAAGGAAAAGGGGAAAGCAAAUCCAUUAGGUGAGAUUAGUAGAGAUUAUACAAUUAAUCUACAUAAAGGUGUUCAUAAAGAAACAUUUAAGAGAAAAGCUCCAAGAGCAGUCUCAUAUAUUGUAGAUUUUGGUAUGAAGAUGAGUUAAUUAGUAAGCAAGAAAGAAUAUGUUAACAGAAGAUGUUAGAAUAGAUCCUUCUUUAAAUGAGGCUGUUUGGGCUAAAGGUAUAAGAAAUUUACCAAGAAGAAUCAGAGUUAGAUUACUUAGAAAAAAGAAGGAAGAAGAUGAUGGAAAAGGUAAAUAUUAUACACUUGCAUAACAUGUUCCUGUUGAUUCAUUUGAUGGUUUAAAAACAGAAAUCAUCAAGUCAUGAUGAUCAUAAUAUAUUAAUAUUAAAAUAUAAUAAUCAGUUAAUGCU
Paramecium sonneborni is the source of this 453-nucleotide messenger RNA. Lineage: Eukaryota; Ciliophora; Oligohymenophorea; Peniculida; Parameciidae. The record is from the annotation of a GenBank genome assembly.